This is a messenger RNA of Gongylonema pulchrum, 324 nucleotides long. NCBI's taxonomy places the organism in Eukaryota, Metazoa, Nematoda, Chromadorea, Rhabditida, Gongylonematidae. The record is from the annotation of a GenBank genome assembly.
GUGCUGUUUGAGGACAAGAAAUACGAUGCUUGCAUCGAACUAUGCAUGAAGGCAGUCGAAAUAGGCCGUGAGCAGCGAGCUGAUUACACGCAUAUCGCCAAGGCUUUUGCACGAAUUGGCAAUGCUUAUGUGAAAUUGGACAAUCUGAAGGAGGCGCUCACUUAUUUCGACAAAUCGCUCUCGGAACAUCGGGACCCGGAGCUGGUGAAAAAAAGGAAGAUGUUGGAGAAGGAGUUGAAAGAAAAAGAAAGGUUGGCUUACAUCAAUCCGGAGAUUGCCGAGAAAGAGAAAAUCAAAGGGAACGAAUUUUUCAAACGAGGUUAG